Malurus melanocephalus (red-backed fairy wren) is the source of this 1401-nucleotide messenger RNA. It is a transcript of the gene RFNG, whose product is annotated as RFNG O-fucosylpeptide 3-beta-N-acetylglucosaminyltransferase. The record is from RefSeq and is a predicted model, not a curated record. Gene Ontology annotation, cellular component: Golgi membrane. Gene Ontology annotation, molecular function: O-fucosylpeptide 3-beta-N-acetylglucosaminyltransferase activity. Gene Ontology annotation, biological process: regulation of Notch signaling pathway; pattern specification process. NCBI's taxonomy places the organism in Eukaryota, Metazoa, Chordata, Aves, Passeriformes, Maluridae.
GCGCGUGGCGCUGCUCCGCGCCCCACAGGUGAGGCCCUUAAAGGGGCCGCGGCCCCCUCGGCCCCGCCCGGCCCCGCGGAGAUCCCCGGGCGCUCCCUCCGCGGGGCCGCCGCCACCUCCCGCCGCCACCUCCCGCCGCCACCUCCCGCCGCGCGGGGCCAUGAGGCGGCCGCGUCCUGAGGCGGGGGCCCGCGGGGCUGCAGCAUGAACGGCCCUUGCCUGGGGCUGCGCAGGGCCGGGCUCCUGCUGUCCCUGGGCGUCGCCGCCCUGCUGCUGCUGCUGCUGCCGCGGGGGCAGCGCCCCGCCGUGCCCCGCCCGCCGCCCGCCGCCGGGCCCAGCGCCGGCCCCCGGGGCGGGGAGCGGCAGCCCGGCCGAGGCCUCACGGGCAGCCCGCAGCCGGCGCGGAGGAGCCGCCUCGGAGCUGCCGGCGGCUCGGCCAGGGAGAGCCUGGAGCUGAAGGACAUUUUUAUUGCGGUGAAGACCACGAGGAAGUAUCAUAAGAGCCGGCUGGACUUGCUCCUCCAAACCUGGAUCUCCCAGGCGAGGGGACAGACGUUUAUAUUCACGGACUGGGAGGAUCGAGAGCUACGUCUGAAAGCAGGGGAUCAUAUGAUCAACACCAACUGUUCCGCUGUCCAUACCCGGCAAGCCCUCUGCUGCAAGAUGUCUGUGGAAUAUGAUAAAUUCCUGGAAUCUGGGCAAAAAUGGUUUUGCCAUGUGGAUGAUGACAACUAUGUGAACCCUCGGACUCUCCUGCAUCUCUUGUCUGCCUUCUCACACAGCCAGGAUGUCUAUGUGGGGCGACCGAGUCUGGACCAUCCCAUUGAAGCAGCUGACCAUGUCCAAAGUGAUGGAUCAAAGACAACCGUGAAAUUCUGGUUUGCCACAGGUGGAGCUGGGUUUUGUAUCAGCCGAGGUCUUGCCCUGAAGAUGAGUCCCUGGGCCAGCCUGGGCAAUUUCAUCAGUACUGCAGAAAGGGUGCGUCUUCCUGAUGACUGCACGAUUGGCUACAUCAUCGAAGGGCUGCUGGAGGUAAAGCUGCUGCACAGCCCUUUGUUCCAUUCCCACCUGGAAAAUCUGCAGAGACUACAAGGCGAGUCUGUGCUGCAGCAGGUAACCCUGAGUUAUGGGGACCCUGAGAACAAACACAAUGUGGUGAGUGUGGGAGGAGUGUUUGGCCUUCAGCAAGAUCCAACCCGAUUUAAAUCUGUCCAUUGUCUGCUUUAUCCGGACACUAUUUGGUGCCCUGCUAAGAAGAUGUCAUAAUUCUUGACCAGCCACUGACACCUGUGUCUUAGCUAGUUUGCAUAAGGCAGGAAUUUUUUUGUGGUUUUAUUCUUUUUCUGGGAGACAACCAGUGGUGUCUACAAAGGAGGUGAAUAGACUGUAUUUUAAAAGGCA